AUGGCCGAAGACAAAGUGCUGCCCUACCCCAACCUCGCCUUACCGCAGGAACACUUUAUAUUAACCCAACCGCACCUCUCGCACCUACACGACAAUGCACGUGCGGCACUACUCCGCGGGAUCGAGGCGGACGCGAUGAGCGCCUAUUACCGGCUCGUCGUCGAGUCGGGCGUCGUGCAGCUCGAUCAGGCGUUGUUGGAUAAGAUGGAGAAGGAGAACAAUGAGGAGCUGGAGAGGCUGGAUAAGAAGCUGAAGGAGAGCGAGGAGAUGGAGGGCGAGACGGAUAUCGCAGAGUGUUUGAGGGCAAAGGCAUUCUAUCUCACCCGAAUCGGCGAGAAAAAGAAAGCCCUGGACGCGCAUGACGUCGCGCUAGAAAAGACGCCCGGCGUCGGCUCGCGAAUAGACAUCGCGCUCACGCGCACGCGCAUCGGCUUCUUCUUCGGCGACAACGACCUGAUCUCCACCGCCCUCACCCGCGCCGAAGAGCUCGUCGAAAAGGGCGGCGACUGGGACAGGCGCAACAGGCUCAAGGUCUACCAGGGCCUGCACGCCCUCUCGAUCCGCCAGUUCGCGCGCGGCGCGGACCUGUUCAUCGACGCGCUCUCCACCUUCACCGCCACAGAGCUCCUGCCGUAUAACGACUUUGUCGCGCUCACGAUUCUGAGCGGGACGUUGACGCUUGAGCGUGUCGAGUUGAAGAAGAAGAUUAUAUCGGCGAGCGAUGUGGUGCAGGUGUUGCCGGAACUACCGACAUUGGCGGAUUAUAUCAAGCACCUAUAUGACUGCCACUAUGACAAGUUCUUCCGCGCACUCGCUGAGAUCGAGCAGACCCAUCUACUCCCCUCCCGCCUCCUACACCAACACACGCGGUACUACGUCCGCGAGAUGCGCAUCCUCGCCUACGCCCAGCUCCUCCAAUCAUACCAAUCGCUCACGCUCGAGAGCCUGAGCGCAGCAUUCGGCGUCACCGUCGACUUUAUGGACAAUGAACUCUCGCGCUUCAUCGCCUCUGGGAGGUUACACGCCACGAUCGACAAGGUCCACGGGAUCGUCGAGACGACGAGGCCGCCGACGAAGAGCGCGCAGACGGACGCUGUGCUGAGGAAGGGCGAUGUCUUGCUUAAUAGCGUGCAGCGAUUGAGUAAGGUGUUGUAUUGA
Peniophora sp. CBMAI 1063 is the source of this 1158-nucleotide messenger RNA. NCBI's taxonomy places the organism in Eukaryota, Fungi, Basidiomycota, Agaricomycetes, Russulales, Peniophoraceae. The record is from the annotation of a GenBank genome assembly.